Molecule: messenger RNA, 1987 nt
Organism: Oryza brachyantha (malo sina)
Lineage: Eukaryota; Viridiplantae; Streptophyta; Magnoliopsida; Poales; Poaceae
Product: polyol transporter 5-like
Exons: 3
Coding region: 194-1732 (512 amino acids)
Biological process (GO): transmembrane transport
Cellular component (GO): membrane
Molecular function (GO): myo-inositol:proton symporter activity
Source: RefSeq, a predicted model, not a curated record
UUGGAUCUAUCGGCCUCAACUCAGGCUCGGGUCCAGACCAGGGCGGCCACGUUUUCUGCGCGCGCCAUCUCUCGGCUCGUCCCGCCGCUUCAUUCAUAGACACCACCACGCCACCACCCCCAUCCGCUCCGGCGCGCGCCCUCCUACCUCUAGUCCCUCCGGCCAGCCAGCCACCAGCGGAGCAGGAGCAGCCAUGGAGAAGGAUGACGGCGACGUCGAGUCGCCGCUGCUCGCCGCCUCCGCCGCCGCCGCCGACGACCAUGACUCCCCCUCCUCCUCCGCCGCCGGCAGCUCCUUCGCCCUCGCCUGCGCCGUCGUCGCCUCCGUCACCUCAAUCAUCUACGGCUACAAUCGUGGCGUGAUGAGCGGGGCGCAGAAGUUCGUGCAGGCGGAGCUGGGCGUGAGCGACGCGGAGAUCGAGGUGCUGAUCGGCGCCACGAGCAUCUACUCCCUCGUCGGCUCGCUGGCGGCCGGCUGGGCGUGCGACCGCGCCGGCCGCCGCCGCACCAUCGCGCUGGCGGCGGCCAUGUUCCUCGCCGGCUCGGCCUCCACCGCGGCGGCCACCGGCUACGCCGCGCUCAUGCUCGGCCAGCUCGUCGCCGGCGUCGCCUGCGGGUUCGGCCUCGUCGUCGCCCCCGUCUACAUCGCCGAGAUCGCGCCGCCGUCGUCCCGCGGCUUCCUCGCCUCCAUCCCCGAGAUCGCCGGCAACUCCGGCAUCCUGCUGAGCUACAUCGCCGACUUCGCGCUCGCCGGCCUGCCCGCGUCGAUCAACUGGCGCCUCAUGAUCGGCAUCGGCGCCGUCCCGCCGCUCUUCCUCGCCGCCGCCGCGCUGCUCGCCAUGCCGGAGACCCCGCGGUGGCUCGUCCUGCACGGCCACCACGGCGACGCGCGCCGGGUGCUCGUCCGCACCACCGGCGGCAACGCGGCCCUCGCCGAGCGCCGCCUGCAGGAGAUCGUGUCGUCGGUCAAGGAGAGUGCGAAGCAGCUGGAGGCCUCCGGCGGCGGCGGCUCGACGAGCGUGUGGCGCGACAUCCUGGUCCGGCCGACGCCCGCGGUUCGCCGCGUGCUGUUCGCCAUCCUCGGCCUGCAGUUCUUCCAGCAGGCGUGCGGCGUGGCGGCGCUGGUGCUGUACGCGCCGCGGGUGUUCAACCACGUCGGCGUGACGUCGGAGCACGCGGUGCUCGGCGCCACCAUCCUCCUCGGCGUCAGCAAGACGGUCGCCAUCGUCGUGCCGCUCUUCCUCGCCGACCGCCUCGGGCGGCGCCCGAUGCUGCUCUCCAGCGCGGGCGGCAUGGCCGUGUGCCUGUUCGUGCUCGGCUUCUCCCUCCGCGUGUCCUCGUCUCCGUCGCCGGGCAGCGACGACGCGUGGUGGGCGGCGGCGACGAGCGUGACGGCGGCGUCGGCGUUCAUGGCGACGUUCUCGCUGGGGUUCGGGCCGGUGAUCUGGAUGUACGGGUCGGAGAUCCUCCCUCUCCGGCUGCGCGCGCAGGGCACCGGCAUCGGGACGGCGGCGAACCGGGUGAUGAGCGCGUUGGUGGGGAUGACCUUCAUCUCGCUCUACGAGGCGAUGGGCAUGGCGGGCACCUUCUACCUCUUCGCGGCGUUCUCCGCGGCGGCGUGGGUGUUCGUCUACGCCUGCCUGCCGGAGACCAAGGGGAGGAGCCUCGAGGAGAUGGAGGCGCUCUUCGACGCCACGCAGCCCUCCUCCUCGCCGCCGGCGCCGGCGUCGUGAUCCACGUAUAGUACGUACGAUCGCGCCGGCGCGCGCGUGGGAAGAGUGUCUUAAAUUUGCAAUUAUGUUAAGGAAAAUGCAUUAAGCACAUGGGUAAACUGUUGGUGUGCAAUUUGAUUUUUAUGGCGAGGUGAUACCAAGAUCGAUCAUCACCCACACCCAAUGUUUGUGAUUCUCUCCAUGAGAAACUAUGGGGAUAUUACAGUCCAAUUUUGUCUCUUCGGACACAUUCACACACAUGCAGUAUUAGUUCAU